AUGUUGGCGUUUAACAUAGUUCUCACCAUAACAGGUGCCUGCAUUCUCAUGCACCAUGGAUUUACUCUUAUAUUCUACUUCUUCGUUGCACUGGUUGCUUUCUUUGCUGGUUUCUUUUUAGUUAAAGAGCCGCCAGCAGUUGUUUUUCGGAAGAGAGGGCUUUUGUUUUCCAAGGGGAUUCCAAAAGUUACGGCGAUAAUGGACGCGGAAGGCGUUGCAAAGCCGAAUACCCGUCUGUCCCCAAAUCAAGAGCUUGACGAUGUACUUAAUCAGAUCGUGAGUUUCAUAAUCAGAGACUACAUAACUCCAUGGUACAAUUCACUUACUCCUGAUAACGCAUUCCCAAUGGAGCUUCAUAAGCUUCUUCUGCGCGUUUUUGCAUCUGUUGUUAAAAGAGUGUCGGAGGUUGAUUGGGUACCGUUUCUCACUGAAACUUUGCCUUCCUUUUUGGCAACUCACGUUCGACUUUAUAGGACUAUGUUGGAGCGCAGAAUAACCUAUCCAGAUAAAGACGCCGUAAAGCUGUUUUUCGAUAUAGAAGCGGAAAUGGAGAAAAACGUGUGUCGUGAGGAAGUCUGUAGUUCUCAGGACAGGGAAAAAGAUCAUCUUCGUUUACUCAGUGAUAUGUUCUUAUUCUUUAUUACGCCUGUUGAGGAGUACAGUGUUCCUGCUAUACGGUAUAUGGCUAGGGAAUUAUUGGUCAACUCAGUUCUUAUGCCAACAAUCAAUUUACUGUCUGAUCCUGACUUCGUGAACAGAACAAUAUCAUGGUUUGCCUCUGAGAAUGCAUAUACAAGUGAAUAUUAUUGUCAUUCAUUGCGUAUGUCAGAAAGUGUUGAAGAAAUUGAUGUUGUUAUCCGUCAGUUGAAUAGUUUUAUGGAUAAACUACGAGGUCAUGAUACUGGUGGCGAUGAUGAUGCUCUGAUUAAAGCUCAACUUGGUAGUCUUGAUUAUGUCAGAAAGAUAUGUUCAAUUCGUCGACGACAAAUUCAAGAAGGUAUAGCUGAGAAACCUGAACGCGUGCUAGUAUAUAAUUUACAACCUGGUGCACGACUUUAUGAUAUGUCAUUUCAAGAAUUAAUGUCUAGAAGUGUUGCAGUUGUCAGCUUUUUAGACUUUUUAACUUCUAUCCGUAAGCAUACAUUACUUCGAUUGUAUUUGAAUUGUGUGAGUUUUCGUGAAGGUGCCAGUAAGCUAUCGCCAGCAUCAUUAAUAACAACAACAACAACCACAACAGCGGAAGCAACAUCAUCACCAGUUGAUCGAAAUAUUCAUCCAUCAGUGUUAGCACUUGCUGAUGCUUCAAGACUACAAGUUCUACCCUCUGAUGUAGAAUCUAGUAUGAGAAGUUUAAAUUCUACUAAUCCUUCUUUAAACAAUACAAAUACAGAAUUAGAACAAAUGAUGUAUGAUACUCCUAGAACUAGUACUACUACUACCUGUGAUGAGGAUGACGACGAUGCCGAUGGUGGUGAUGGUAUCGAUAAUGACAACAGUGAUGGCGAUAAUAAUAAUAAUAAUGUCAAAUCUAAUCCUUUAACUGUAUCAUCUGAAAGUGGAAAAGAAAGCCUUGUUGAAUCAUCAUCAGAAGGGUCUAACAAAACAGAAGACGCAAAGAAAGCUGUAAUUGUGGAAAAUGUUGAAGAGGUAAGAGAAGAAGAAGGAGAAGAGGAACAGCAGCAACAACAAUUGAUGGAUAGUAAGAAAGAUGACGGAGAAAUGGAUACAGCAAUUGAAGCAGUUGACGAUGAAACUAUUGAUGAUUCUAUUGAACAAUUACGUGCAUUCGGUAUUACUAUAUGCAGUAAUUUAUUGCGUUUUAUGCCGUUGUCAGCUGAAUCUUUAAUUCAACGUACACUUCGUACACUUACUGGACAACCGGGAUGUUUAAAUCCUAAUUCAUUUGUUGAGGUAGAAGCAUAUAUUGUCAAUAUUCUGUCUGGUCCUGAUUGUUUUGGGGCAUUUAAACAAAGUAACCAUUAUGUUCAUCUGUUGGCGGAAUUAGAUCUGCUUAAAGAACCACCAGAACAGUCGUCAUUAUUAUCAUCAUCAUCGUUAUCGACUACUUCAAGUGAAAUAAUAUCUCAAUCACAAUCUAAUCUAGCGUCUCUGUCUGAAAAAGUUCCAACUUCAAAAAAUCCCAAUUUACCUCAUGUUUCUUCUUUAUCUCAAAUGUCAGCAUCAACGAAUUCAGUUGAUGAUUAUACAAAUUGGCAAAGUCUAGAGAUGGAUCCUUCUAAAGAUGUUAAACGACAAAUGUUGUUACCCUCAUUGUCCGAGUCUUCUUCUUCUUCCCCUAUGAACCCCAGAAAUGCUAAUCUCAAUUCUACUGAUGAUUUUUAUUUAGCUGAAAUUACUCGAACAGAAAUAAUGCAUGAUUCCUAUGUGAUUUAUACUGUCAAAGUUAAUCGGAUUUCGCAAUCCACUGGACUAUCUGAAUCAUGGAAUACUUUACGCCGUUUUAGGCACUUUGUUGAAUUACACUCCUUUAUUACGAACAGAUGUGGUCGAAUUAAUGAACUAAAAUUACCUUCAAAAAUGGCAUUUAACAAUAUGAGUCCCGAGUUUUUAGCACAACGUCGUCGUGGACUUAAUAUCUAUUUGAAGACUUUGUGUAGCAGUGAAUUUUGGGCUAAUCAUCCGGCUAGUCGGCCAUUGUGUAUUCAAUUUUUACAACCUGAUAGUUGGGAAAGAGGUCGUGUUCAAGCUCGUAUAGUUUCUGCAAUUUUAACACCGUUUCGAACAGUUAGCAAUGCUGUUAUGUCUGUUCCAGAUACACUAGCAGAUGGUUUAAAUAAAAUAUUUGCAGGAAAACCUUUUCAACCCAAUAUACCUUCUGGUAAUGAUGAUCUAAUUAAAAAAUCUGGUGAUUUUGAGCUAAACGAAACAAUCGAGAUGGCAUUGGACUCACCAUCUGUUAAGAGUACAGAAUCAUAUGAUAUGACCAGUGGAGAUGAAACACCAAUUCGAAUAUUAUUUCUUUUAGUUGAUGAAAUAUUUGAUUUACACAGAGAAGGUCAAUUUACUAGACAAGGGAAUUUUGCUAUCUUACGUAAAAUAUUUCAAACAUUUUUUGGUAUACGAGUCAAUAAAAUGAUUAUUGCUAAAGCAUGUGAAUGGACAAGUGCACCUAAAAUUACACAAUUAGUCACUUAUUUACGUGAUUAUUUUUGGCCACCAACAAAACAUUCAACGCCUACAGUUGUUUUAAGUGAACGUGAUAAAGAGAUGAAGUUAAGAACUCGUGUUCUUUGUCGUACUGUACUCUUAGGAAGUGUAUCUGAGGAACUUGCCCAAUUUCUUGGUAAUGAAACAACUCGUCGUGGUGUAUCUCGUGUAUUCAAUAUGCUACAAGAAGAACGUUUUAAUCGUAGAUUUGUGCAUACGCUAUUAGAAGCAUUUCUAUGUCAGCUGUUUCGUCCUUAUCAAGCUCAUUGGGAAGCUAUCUAUGAAAAGGAUUUAUGCCCAUUAAAAUCUGGUCGACCGUGUCGUUCACACAAAGCGUGUGUUUAG
This is a messenger RNA of Trichobilharzia regenti, 3513 nucleotides long. The record is from the annotation of a GenBank genome assembly. Lineage: Eukaryota; Metazoa; Platyhelminthes; Trematoda; Strigeidida; Schistosomatidae.